GCAAGAUAUUCUUGUGCCAUUUUCUUUGAAAAUGGCGUCCAUGGAUGAGUUACAUAUACCUUUGCCUUUUCAGAGCAUUAGGACAGCUUAAUUCCAACUGGUUUCCCCAUCUUUCCUUCUCUGCAGCCUAAGAGCGUGAAAAUGCAAGGAAUAAUCGUGAGAGCAGUGCGAUCUUGCCAGGAAACACUCAAGGCUGCAACUUUGCAACACUUGCAUGGGGGAGAAGCAAGUAAAGCUGUAAAGAUAUUUCCACUUUUCGGACGCGUCAGCUCCUCAAGAUCUCCACUCGUGCAGCUCAAAGGGUUGGAGAAUGUUUCAGUGGCGGAGGUGCUUAUGACAAAGGGAGGAGAAAAAACUGGUUCCUGGCUCUGGUGUCGCACUGAUGAUGCCGUCAUUGAUGCAGUAAAAAAUAUGGCUGAAAAUAAUAUUGGGUCAUUAGUGGUACUAAAGCCAGGAGAUGAACAUCUUGCUGGAAUCAUCACCGAGAGAGACUACACGAGGAAAAUAAUCGCAGAGGGAAGAUCACCCAUAUACACAAGAGUCGGAGAAAUUAUGACUGAUAAGGACAAACUAAUAACGGUAACAUCUGAUACCAACAUUCUUCAAGCAAUGCAGCUUAUGACAGAAAAUCGAAUACGGCAUGUUCCAGUCAUAGAUGGGAGGAUAGUUGGCAUGAUCUCCAUUGUAGACGUUGUAAGAGCAGUAGUGGAGCAGCAAAGUGGAGAGCUGAAGCAACUGAGCGAGUUCAUUAGAGGAGACUACUAUUAGAAUCUAAGGAAAUUGGAUAAUUGACAGCAUAGUGAUGCACUGCCACUACUU
This is a messenger RNA of Alnus glutinosa, 819 nucleotides long. Its product is annotated as CBS domain-containing protein CBSX3, mitochondrial-like. Lineage: Eukaryota; Viridiplantae; Streptophyta; Magnoliopsida; Fagales; Betulaceae. Bases 142 to 768 code for a protein of 208 amino acids. The record is from RefSeq and is a predicted model, not a curated record. The transcript is spliced from 6 exons.